CUGACUCCUUAAGUCUGUUUGCAGAAAUUUAUUUAUUAAAAUAGUUUAUAUGCUGCUAAUGCAUCUUAACUUCUUGAUAUUUUUUCUGCAAAUUAUUAGCUUAAAUCAUCAAUGCUGAAAGUUGUAUUUGUGGAGGUAAUACUGUUUGCCUUUCUCAUUUCUUGGCUUCCAUGAGGUUGAUCUAAACUUGAAUCAGCUGGCAAUUUUAUCUCUGUAGAUAUCUGCUCUAGAGUCUCUGCUUAAAGGUUGUGUCUCUAGGAGGUGUCUCUAGUAUAUACUCUGUUGGCAGUUGGAUUUUAUCAAUUGAUUUAUUUCAUUAAUGUUUUAUUAGUUGAUUUAUUUCAUUAAUGUUUGAGUUGUUGUAAUGUAGUAGAGGUCCUAAUUUAUAGGAGAGUAAUCAACUCCUAUACAAUAGGAGAAUUGUUAGGAGAUUGAAUAGUCUUAGAAUUCUUCAAGGAUUAGGAGUGUGUGUUAUAAGUAAGAUUGUAUUCAUUAGUUUUAUGAUAUGAAAAAGAUUAUUUUUUGUUUUUCACAUGGUAUCAGAGCCAAUUGUUUAGGGUUCUACAACCUUCAUUGCUUGCUGCUAUCCUCAAUAGUGCCUCUAGGGUUUGUUUUUCCCCCUCUGGCCUUCAUCGCCGGCACUCUCCAACUUGGUUCUUCAGCCACCCAGCCAUAAGCGGCCUCUUCCCUGUCUUCCCUUCUCCAUUACCGCCAUUGCUGGACCUACCUCUUGCGAGCAGAUCAGCCGCUGCGCGCCGCCCAGUGCUGUCGCGUCUCUUACCGCCUUCUUCUCCGCUCUUUGUUUCCGCUGCAGUUGCGCUGUUCUUUUCGCUGCCACCAGAUCGGAAGCAGCAACUGCUGCCUCCAGCCCCCCUAUCUUCAGCCUUGAUCGCUGCUCCCUUGUUCAUCCACUCAGCCUUAAUUGCCGCCCUUAUCUUCAGCCUUGAUCACUGCAAGUUGUCUCUAGCAAAGGAAUGGCAGAAAACUCAGAUUCCAGCAUGAACACUGGAGAAGUAGCCACUGAAAAUUAUGUAGCAAGUGUUAGUUCGAGAGCUGGUAUUGGUUUUGGGGCAGGAGUAAGUGAGCUUCCCGGCAUGCUACUACCUUAUCGAUUGGAUGGUAAAAACUACCUCCAAUGGGCGCAGCUGGUUCAAACUUUCCUCAAAGGUCGAGGAAAACUCAGCCAUCUUACUUCUCUUCCUCCGGCAGCAACUGAUCAUAAUUUCCAGGUAUGGGAUAUAGAGGAUUCUUUUAUUAUGUCGUGGCUAUGGAAUGUCAUGCAACCUGAUGUAAGUAGGAAUUAUAUGUUUCUAAGUACAGAUAGGGAAAUCUGGGAAGUAGCUAAGCAAACCUACUUUAAAGUGCAAGAUGCAUCGAUUAUAUAUGAAGUUAAAACCAAGAUAAGUAGUACUAAACAAGGGGGGAUGACUGUUACAGAGUACUACAAUAGCAUGAAUGCCUUGUGGUUAGAAUUGGAUCAAUACCAAAAAAUUAAGAUGGUGUGUAGUGCUGAUGCUGCAACCCUUAAUAAGAUCAUGGAAAGGGAUAGAAUUGUUGAAUUUUUGGCUGGCCUUAACUCGGGUUUUGAUCAAGUAAGGGUGCAGAUUCUUGACCGAGAGAAAUUGCCCUCACUCAAUGAGGUAUUUGCAAUGGUAAGAAGUGAGGAAAACAGGCGGGCAGUGAUGUUGCAGGGGGCAUUCACUGAUGGAUCAGCUUUAGUGUCAAACAAAGGAGAAGGAUCAAGGCAGAGAGGUGGAAAAUCAGGGGCACAAGGGCGGCCUAACGACAGAGAGGGACUUUGGUGUACAUAUUGCAAGAAACCUCGGCAUACCCGAGAUAAUUGCUUCAAGCACCACGGAAAGGAAGCAGUCCUAAGCAAAAUGGGAGGAUUCCCAAGUACAACUACUCGACCUAGCACUCAAUCCUAUCUAUCACAAAAGGGACAAGAAGAGGAUGGAACUAUGGAAAAGCUGGAGGAAAAAUUUUCAGAUAUCACUCUUCUCAACAGUGAGGAAAUCAACAAAUUGAAAUUCUUUUUGAAGACCAUACAAGAUGAUGGCAGCUGCUCAUUGGCUCAUCAAGACCCUUUUGGCAAUGAAAACCGGGAGGAGGAUUGGGGCUGCUAGAGAAACAAAUGGGCUGUAUUGCUUGACAAGGAAAGCAGCAAAGAAUCAGCAACCAGUGGCUUGCUCCUCUCAAAUUACAACCAACUAUCACCAAAUAUGGUUGCAUCACUACCGGUUGGGUCACCCACCAUUUUCUUUAUUGAAAUCUAUGUUUCCUACUUUAUUUCUUUCUUUAGAUCCUAGUACUCUUCAUUGUGAUGUAUGUGUUAUAUCCAAACAACAUCGUGUGUCUUACCCAAUUAGCAAUAAACUCCAUUCUAUUCCAUUUGUAUUAAUUCAUUCUGAUGUAUGGGGUCCUUGCAAAAUUCCUACCUAUUAUGGAGCACGUUGGUUUAUCUCAUUUAUCAAUGAUUGUACUCGAAUGACAUGAGUUUUUUUGCUAAAAGACAAAGCAGCCAUUCAAACAGUCUUACCAAAUUUUUGUAAAAUGAUAACGACUCAAUUUGGAACUCUCAUAAAGAAAUUUCGAACUGACGAUGCUCAAGAUUAUUUUAACUCUUAUAUGAAUCACUUUUUCUUACAAGAAGGGAUUGUCCAUGAAUCUUCCUAUGUGGAUACUCCACAACAAAAUGAAGUAGCUGAAAGGAAGAUGAGACAUUUCUUUAAUAUAGCUCGAGCAUUGCUUCACCAUCAUACCGUUCCUAAAAUCUUUUGGGGGGAGGCUGUCCUUACGGCCACAUUUCUUAUUAACCGCAUGCCUACCAAAGUUCUAAACCAACAAAGUCCUCUCUCUUACCUCACUACUCAUUUUCUUGACUCUAAUUUCCACACCACUCUUCCUCUUCGAGUAUUUGGGUGUGUUUCCUUCGUUCAUAUUUCCAAAUCCUCUCAAGAUAAGCUUGAUCUGAGAGUUGUGAAGUCUAUCUUUCUUGGGUAUUCCCCCACACAAAAAGGAUAUAAAUGCUAUCAUCCUCCCACUCGCAAGCUCUAUGUCUCUAAGGAUGUCACAUUUGUCGAUACUACUCCAUUCUUUGGCUCUACCCAAGCUGGUCACCAAGGGGGAGACUUCCUAUGGUGACUCGAGUGACAUCUUCUUUCCUCUACCAUCUUCCCAGUCUACUCUUCAGCUUAAUGCUGAUCCUCAUUCGGUCUCCAGUCAACCUAGUCAUACCUCUAAUCCUGAGCCUACAGACAGUUCAUCUCAUUAGCACUCAAACAACAUUAACCAUGGUGAUGAUCAGGCCAAAUUUGAUGAGCAAAAAGCCUGCCAGUAGCUGUAAGGAAGAUACAAGGGGUCUCCCUAUGUAUAUAAACGAAAACAACCAAACCUAGAAGACCAGCAAGCUCCAAACUCCUCUCCCAUUCAAAGCUGGGAUCACAUGCAAACAAUACCUCCAGCCUCUAUUGGCCAAAUCCUUGAUGAUAUCGACCUUCCCAUAUCUCUUAGGAAGGGAGUUAGAAGCUGCACCACCCAACACCCAAUGGCUAAUUACCUAUCUUAUCAUCGCCUCUCCCAAAACCAUAAAAGCUUCCUAACAUCUCUAGAUUCAAUUAUCAUUCCAAAAUCAAUAACCGAGGCUCUGAAAAAUUAGAAUUGGAAGCUUGCUAUGCUUUAGGAAAUGAGGGCUUUAAAAAGGAACCAUACAUGGGAUAUUGUGGACAGACCUAAGGGAGUUAAUCCAGUGGGGUGUAGAUGGGUAUUUAAUAUCAAGUAUAAGGCCGAUGGGACACUUGAGAGGUAUAAGGCAAGGCUGGUAGCUAAAGGCUACACUCAAUCAUAUAGAAUUGACUACCCAGAGACAUUUGCACCAGUGGCAAAGAUGACCACAGUUCGUAUUCUCCUGUCAUUGGCAGCCUCAUUUGGGUGGAAUCUACAACAACUAGAUGUUAAAAAUGCGUUUCUCCAUGGAGAUUUAGAAGAGGAAGUGUUUAUGGAUUUACCACCAGGAUUUCAUGAGGGACUCAGUGGGAAGGUAUGUCGGCUAAAUAAGGCCUUAUAUGGGCUCAAACAAUCCCCUAGGACUUGGUUUGGGUGGUUAUCUAAAGCCAUGCAUACCAUCGGUUAUAGUCAAAGCAGGGGGGGACCAUACCUUAUUCAUCAAACACUCGACAGGAGGAAAGGUUACUAUGCUAGUUGUAUAUGUGGAUGACAUGAUAGUAACUGGCAAUGAUGAAGGAGAACAGGCAAAGCUUAAAGAAAUGCUAACUAAGGAAUUUGAAAUCAAAGACCUGGGUGUGCUCAAGUAUUUUUUGGGAAUUGAAGUAGCUUAUUCUAAGACAGGUAUUUUUCUGUCUCAAAGGAAAUAUGUGCUUGAUUUAUUGACUGAAAUAGGAUUGAUUGGAGGAAAAGGGGCAAAAAUUCCUAUUAAACCUAACAGCAAGCUAUGGAACAACCCUACUAGCAAGUCUAUAGACAAAGGAAGGUAUCAACGACUAGUUGGAAGAUUGAUAUAUCUCUCUCAUACAAGACCAGAUAUUGCCUUUCUUGUCAACUUGGUAAGUUAAUUCAUGCACAACCCAACUGAGGAGCAUAUGCUAGCGGUUAGAAAAAUCUUGUGUUAUCUCAAGGCUACUCCAGGUAAAGGAAUCCUAUUUAAAGCAGGAAAUAAAUUGAACAUUCAAGGUUUUUCUGAUGCAGAUUAUGCAGGGUCCAUGACUGAUAGAAGAUCUACAAGUGGCUACUGUGUAUUCCUAGGAGGGAAUCUGGUGUUCUGGAGAAGCAAGAAGUAAAGUAUUGUGACAAGAUCAAGUGCAGAGGCAGAAUUUAGGGCUAUGGCCCUUGCUCUAUGUGAAAUUCUAUGGCUACGAAUUGUUCUUGAUGAUCUAAGAAUUUCAGUCCAAGACACAAUUAAGUUGUGGUGUGAUAACCGGUCAGCAAUCAGUAUAGCACAUAAUCCGGUCCAACAUGACCGGACUAAGUAUGUUGAGAUAGACAGGCACUUCAUAAAAGAGAAGUUGGAAGCCAGACUCAUUUACUUGCCAUAUGUUCCAUCAGAGGAACAGGUUGCUGAUAUAUUGAUAAUAUGGUUGCCAGCAAAAAGAUUUGAAGAUCUAGUAAGCAAGCUAGGAAUGUGGGA
Molecule: messenger RNA, 5143 nt
Organism: Diospyros lotus (date-plum)
Lineage: Eukaryota; Viridiplantae; Streptophyta; Magnoliopsida; Ericales; Ebenaceae
Exons: 2
Coding region: 975-2126 (383 amino acids)
Source: RefSeq, a predicted model, not a curated record